This is a messenger RNA of Beta vulgaris subsp. vulgaris (sugar beet), 1828 nucleotides long. RefSeq names its product short-chain dehydrogenase TIC 32 B, chloroplastic. NCBI's taxonomy places the organism in Eukaryota, Viridiplantae, Streptophyta, Magnoliopsida, Caryophyllales, Amaranthaceae. The coding region runs from base 423 to 1418 and encodes 331 amino acids. The record is from RefSeq and is a predicted model, not a curated record. The transcript is spliced from 8 exons.
CACUCCUCAACUUUCCCAUUCCCACCAUCUUUAACCAUCAACUUACUUUCUCUCUCUUCAUCAAACUUCUCUUUUUCUCUUUCUCUCUCUUCAUCAACUUUUGCUUCUUUUCUAUCUUAAAUGCAAUAGCGGCUAAUUUCUUUUGUCAACUCUCCCUGACAAAAAACCUGCUUCUUCUAUUUACUGAUUUCCCCUCACUAGUGUUUUUUUCUUUUUUACUUACUACAAAAGUUUAUACACUAGUCUAUCUACGUCAACGAAUUAACGCAAGUAGUUGGUGACAGAACCACCCCAUUUUUACAUUUUACUAUCCGAUUCUACUAGACUCUAACUAAUCCGAAUUCGAAUUCGACCCUAGUCACAUUCGUCUAGUUAAGUUAGAACGACUCCUUUACUCGAACAAAUUUCGAAAAAGAAAAAGGAUGUUGGAGGCAAUCAAAUACUUGAUCGGCGCAGCCGGAGCAAGCGGCUACGGCUCAAAAUCAACAGCCGAAGAUGUCACUGAGAACUGCCGUGAUCUAAGCAAUAUCACCGCCAUCAUUACUGGUGCGACGUCGGGGAUAGGAGCAGAAACGGCUCGAGUACUGGCUAAGCGCGGCGCACGGCUCAUACUCCCGGCUCGAACCUAUAAAGCCGCUGAAGAUACCAAGGCUCGAGUUUUAGCCGACUGUCCUGAAGCUCAGGUGUUCGUCAUGUCACUUGAUCUUAGCUCUUUAUCCUCCGUCAGAAACUUUGUUCGCGAGUUCGAAUCUCUUCAUUUACCUCUUAAUCUCCUCAUAAAUAAUGCGGGGAAAUUUUCGCAUGGACAUGGAAUCUCAGAGGACGGUAUAGAGAUGACCUUCGCGACUAAUUAUUUAGGUCAUUUUCUGUUAACGAAAUUGUUAGUGAAAAAAAUGGUGGAAACGGCGGAAGAAACAGGAAUCCAAGGGAGAAUUGUGAACGUGUCAUCCAGUAUUCACAGCUGGUUUACCGGCGAUAUGAUUCCUUACCUCGAGCUCAUCACUAAAAACAAAAGUCAAUAUGAUGCUACACGUGCAUACGCUUUAUCUAAGCUGGCCAACGUACUUCAUACCAAAGAGCUUGCUCACAAACUCAAACAAAUGAAGGCAAAUGUUACAGUAAACUGUGUUCAUCCUGGAAUUGUGAGAACUAGACUUACUAGAGAUCGUGAAGGUCUUGUCACAGAUUUGGUGUUCUUUUUGGCCUCAAAGCUCUUGAAAACUAUUCCUCAGGCAGCUGCAACCACAUGUUACGUUGCAACACAUUCGAGACUUGAAAAUGUUUCAGGAAAAUAUUUCUCCGAUUGUAACGAAGCGUCCCCGUCAAAAUCUGGGUCCAACUCUUUUGAGGCCGAAAGACUCUGGAUUGCUUCUGAAAUUCUAUCAUCUGAGACUCCUAAAUCAACUUUUGUUCUAUAGAUAUAACUAUUAUUAAUAUUAUUAUUAUUAGUUAAUUAAUUAAAAACCCAUGUAAAUUAUAUACUACUAGAUUAGAAAAUGUUUGAUUAGUUUAAGAUAUAUAUAUUAUAUAUAUAAUACUAUACGUGUGUUAGUGUACUUUUGUCGUUUAAAAAUAUAUAUUUACCAGGAGUAGUUGUAGUUAGAAGUGGAGUUGUAAGCAAAUAGUUCUAUAUGUUAAUUAAUUAAUUAAUGGAGAGAUAGUUGAUGAUUAUAAAAAGUAGUACCUUGUAAUUACAAAGCAUCCUUCCUUCGAUCCAGCUUCAUAUACUUCUAUAAAGCAGUUGUAGCACAGAAAAUUGUUAUUGUACGUUAAAGUUCUUUUGAGAACUAUAUUAUUAAUACUAUAUUAGUAUGAUAUAGAAAUCAUA